GGACGUAAAGGCGAAGGGAAGAGACGGCAAUGAGAAAGUACUCCCUGCUAUUUAUCCCCGUGUUUCUGAUAUAUAUUUUGAUUUGGUUGAAGAAUGACGGCCCGGUCAUUCAGAGCAAGCGAGAGAUCAAGACAGACGUUUGCCCCAAGGGAUGGAUGAGAUUUGAAAACAGUUGCUACAGGGCAUUUUACCAGGAGAAUGCUCUUGAGUACAAAGACACCAUACCUCGCUGUCUCGAGUACAGUGGUUGGCCGGCAGUCCUCGCCUCACGGGAGAAUAACGCGUUCAUUCAUUCGCUGUUGAACGAGCGGGGUGCCGCCUAUGGACCGGCUUUCAUUGGUUUGGUGUACAGCGCAGUGAUCGGUACAUAUCAAUGGCAUGACGGGACUGCGCUAAACUUCACGAACUGGGCUCAUGGUGAGCCCGCAUCCACCAGCACGAAGCCUUGUGUGAGCAUCUCUGACGUAACUAAGAAAUGGACCAGCGUUGCGUGCUCGCUGACGUCAAUUCGACGCUACGUUUGCCAAAGUUCAGUGCACCGUUCAGAAAUCCUGGAAGCUACUUACGAUGAAGCGACUUUAAGACAAGUUCCAAAACACUUACACUCUGCGGGUGUCGGAGAGUUUACGGAGGAAAUGUACCAAAGCGCACUUGUUGCCGGCAAGAGGCGGGAGAAAAAAGGAUUCCUGACCAUAGGCCUCCCGACAAUGCACAGACGGUCUGAUCGCUGGUACCUACAGGAGACGCUAGAUUCUUUGAUCAAACAUAGCAGAGAAGAGGACAAAAGUGAAGUUGUGGUAGUUGUUUUCUUGUCAGAUUUUGAUCCAAGUUUGCGAAGCGAGUUGAGGACAAAAAUCACAUUGAUUUACCCAACCUACAUCGACUCUGGCUUCAUCCAGAUCAUUGAAGCACCGCGUGAGUUUUAUCCGUCCUUGUCUAACCUUAGGACGACUUACAAACAUCCAAUGGAUCAGAUCAUCUGGCGUUCAAAACAGAAUUUCGAUUUUGCCUUCCUCAUGCAAUACAGUCAAAGCAUCUCUGAGUUUUAUCUUCAGUUGGAAGACGACGUAGUUACUGUGCCCAUAUAUGUGAGGCUAAUAAAACAGUACAUUGCCAGAAUAAACAGAAAAGCAGAACAGGACUGGUGGUCGGGCGUGUGGACUUGUUUGGAGUUCAGUGAACUUGGCUUCAUUGCAAAACUCUUUCAUUCGUACGAUCUCACGAAGUUAGCCAGCCUCCUUAAACUUUUCUACAAUGAACAACCCAACGACGUCCUCCUCCUUCACUUUAACGAAAUGAUGCUCCAGUUUAGGAGGUAUCUUAGGAAACCUACCAUAUUUCAACACAGAGGAUUCGUUUCGAGCCUCCAUCGCAAACGAGAGCCCCUGAUAGACCUAAUGUUCAGCCCGAAUGCUUCCAUGAACGAUUCUAGCUCUGAAAGAAAGGGAUUAAUUCCAGCUGAAAUCAGACGACUGAACAAUCAAGAAGGUCCUGAACAAGAACUGUGGGAAGAAAGAAAAAAAGUCUUGAGGGAAAUAUUUUGUUAACCAAAAACAACAUAAGUUUCUUCAACUCACACAAUAAUGGUGGAUCUGGAUAGUGGAAGCGCUCCACUUGGAUAGAUUUUUCUUACGGGAUAGUUUUUUUAGAAGUUAAGGAACCUCUUGAAGCGAGUAGCCCAGCAAGGAAAGGUUCUACUCUGAUGUAAUGUACUGUAGUGAGAGGGUGUUUUCUAGACAGGGGAUAGUUGUGACAAGCAAAAGCUAUUCUGAAUGAUGCAUUCCUCAAGUAGCAGUGGUGUUCAAAGUGAAUAAAAUUGCUGUAAUGGGUUGAGACCUUGAAGGGAAAUUGCUCCUGCCAGAGAGGCUUAUCUUGGAAAAAGGAACGCCUUUAAAGAGACAAUGGAGACCACUGCGGAAAACACUAUGUAUAACAGAACAUUGUCUCGCACUACAACAAAUGCAGCUAGACCAAGCGUUUAUACUAGAGUGCUAAACUAUACUGACCUGAUCGAUUCUUAAUGACGUCAGUGUAUUAGAGAGAAAACAUUAUUAAUAGACCAGCCUCUCUUUCUAGAAAACUUUGAAGCGCAAAAGCCCGUCACACAUAUGUUUUGAGAGAACUAAUCUUUUGCCUUUUCGCUAUAUACCAAAUGAUUACGCAAUAUCAGUAUCUCCCAGGCAGAUCGUAAAACAAAUGUAAGUAUUUGAGUACCCCUGAUUAGGGGUUCGGAUGUAGUUUUAGAGAUAUUCCAAUUCUAAUAGAAACUAGUCAGAAAUUCUAAAAUGAUAAACGAUAAUGAUAACGUCUAUGGUACACAGCUAACACCAUAGUUCAAAGAGAUUUACGGCGAAAUAACACUAUUUAGCUCAUACAAAUGAAGAGUCUUCUACAGUCAAAAAAUCUUUGGCAGUGUCCGUAAAAUUCGCCUGAUGUAACGUGAUAAUAUUCCCUGCCUGAGAAGAAGACAGGUAUAACAUUGAGUAAGGCAACUAUACUGUAAUAAUGUUUGAAAGUGUAGUCAUUAUAUACGUCAGCGAUAGGUGUAUGGGCUGUUUCCGUAUCAUCUCCCCAAUCUAGCUA
Messenger RNA from Liolophura sinensis, 2583 nucleotides. RefSeq names its product alpha-1,3-mannosyl-glycoprotein 4-beta-N-acetylglucosaminyltransferase C-like. NCBI's taxonomy places the organism in Eukaryota, Metazoa, Mollusca, Polyplacophora, Chitonida, Chitonidae. The record is from RefSeq and is a predicted model, not a curated record. The transcript has 6 exons. Gene Ontology annotation, molecular function: acetylglucosaminyltransferase activity. Gene Ontology annotation, biological process: protein N-linked glycosylation. The coding region runs from base 30 to 1547 and encodes 505 amino acids.